Molecule: messenger RNA, 1710 nt
Organism: Plenodomus lingam JN3
Lineage: Eukaryota; Fungi; Ascomycota; Dothideomycetes; Pleosporales; Leptosphaeriaceae
Source: RefSeq, a predicted model, not a curated record
AUGUCAGCGGAUAUGAUCCCCGUCUGGCAUAUCCUCGAACUCGUAUUCAAAAGGCUGGAUCGUAUGUGGAAGCUGUCUACAGCACAGCGCAGAGCACUUGGCCACGCACUCAUCUUCCCACGCGCGCGUCUCGUGAAACAAGCGGACGCGGUUCCAGGGCCUCCUGUAGCCAGCGCGACAGCGGAGUCAGCUCCGGGGGAUGGAGACUUGAAUGUUAUGGAGGUGGAGGAGUUGGGUAGGGACCGAGGGCUUGGGACGGAUGAUCUUGUAAUCGAUAGGCAUGUCGAUGAGUCGGUGAGCCAUGAUGCGUGGCUAGUUGCCUACGCCUUGGUGAUGUGGUAUUCGUCAAUGUGGCAAACGGCUAUCGUUCGAGGCGUACAAGCUCUUGUUCUCCUCGACCAUUUGGUUGUCUUGUUGUCAGAAUGGGAUUCAGUGGCGGUAAUAUGUGAUUCUUCCUGUGGCGAAACUCAAAUGGACGGACGAGCUAUGCUGUCUCGACAGUGCCAAUCCAGCAACUGGGUAAGCUCGGAACUGCUCAAAAGAUAUCAGACAGCACAACGGUACCGGUACCAUGCUUCCGACAGCUUCCUCCGAAGACGGACCAUGUUUGCAAUAAUGGAAACUGUUUCACGCAAGAAUAACCAGGUAAUGCGUUGGACGCCGCCAUGGGGUCGCAAGGCAACGUCUGUACCGGUAUCCGCGAUGACAAUGGCUACAUGUCGGCUAAAUCCGUUACUCGACGCACAAUGUCCAACUUUGUCGGUUGUGGGCAAGGCUCGCAUCUUCUCUCCGUUAUUACCUACCUACAUGCCGCCAAAUCGGGCUGGGGGCGGGACCGGCUGUUGGCGACCCCCGUCACAGGGCGGAAACGAUGAGGCAGAUCGUGAAAGCUUGGUGUACUUGGGGGGCAUCUUUCGUCUGUGCAAACUCUUGCCCCCGGUCCGGUUACAUGGGCCGAUCUUGGGGUCUGUUGUGCGCGCAGAAAGUUGGAGAGGCACAAAUGAUAACAUGAUAACAUGCGCAGCGCUUCGUGAUGGAUUGCCUCACGCAAAGCCAGCGUCACUUGCUAGGCAAAAGGGGUAUACGCAUCCAAAGAUCGUUUGUGAAUUGAACAAAACCAAUCGGUACCUUUGCUCAUUUGAAGUUGGCGUGACGGGUACCACAUGCCCUGCUGUUCCGUCCGUGCAAUCACGUCCCAAUGACCCUUGUGUGCACGCGAUGCAGAUGGGAAAAGUGAUGAUUUCCCCGUCUGUGAACGGUCGGGAUGAAAGAGGGGCGGUAUCGUCCAAGAAGAAGAGGGGGCGAGUGUACUAUACCACGUCUUUCGACACACUGCUCCAUGUGCAUGCCUCGAAGAUCUCCCCAAGUCCGAUAUCUCGGAUCCCAGAUACUCAGCCAGCCUUCAAAUUCCCCAUUCCCUUUCCGUGGGAUCGCAAGGAUGUCGGGAUUCCCUUCCGAUCUGCCAUGUCCAACGGUGCGGUGCGGUGCAGUGCGGGACGGGACACGGCGGCCGCAUCCCCCUCGCUCCCCCCCCUCCCCAUGCUGCACAAGGGGCAUGCUGCACAAGAGACAUGCGAGCUGGAUGGGUGUACCGUGUGUGCGAGUUUGAAAGCGAGUUCUCGAGACCGGGAGGGUGCAGUCUGGCGCUGGCGGCAGGCGCGGGCGCUACGUGAGCAAGAUGUGUACGCAACAAAAAGCAUACCAGUGUGA